Aphanomyces invadans is the source of this 1007-nucleotide messenger RNA. RefSeq lists its product as hypothetical. Gene Ontology annotation, molecular function: magnesium ion transmembrane transporter activity. Gene Ontology annotation, biological process: magnesium ion transport. The transcript is spliced from 6 exons. Bases 1 to 921 code for a protein of 306 amino acids. NCBI's taxonomy places the organism in Eukaryota, Oomycota, Saprolegniomycetes, Saprolegniales, Verrucalvaceae. The record is from RefSeq and is a predicted model, not a curated record.
AUGACCAAUCCCCGUCCGAGCGCGACGUCCGCGCCGUUCCUCGACUCGUUGAUUCCAAACGAUACCGUGCUCGUGAGCCAGAACGGGAUUCUCCUCGGUGUGCAAAACACGCAAGGCCGACGGCUGACACUUCGAUUCGACCCCGCGGGCAAUGCAGAGUACAAAGAAGUCAGCCGCAUGGACGUGCUGAGGCUCAUUCAAACCGCUGCGCAACACGUUGGGAUCGGUGCACAAAGUGACGCCCCUCCGUCGCCUAGAACAGUGACAGCGACUGCAUCCACCGACCGGCGGCCGUCAAGAUCGCGAACGCGGGCGCGCUUCAUCGUGGAUGCUGCCGUUGAAAUCCCUGCCGUGCACAUGCGCGAUAUUCGCAAGUUGGACAACGUGUUUUCGUCGUCAAAUGAGCCGUCCAUCACGGUGCGGCGGCAAGCCAUCCUCGUCAACUGCGACCCAGUGCGCGCUGUCAUCAUGCGCGACAGCUGCUUGGUAUUUCUUCCAGAUGGGGCCGACAGCUUGAUCAGCCACCUGAAAAACAACUUCAAGCAGCACGUUGGCGAGGCCGCAGCGUUCGAGUUUGCCGCAUUGGAAGCGAUCUUGUCUACGAUCUGCCGGGUGUUUGCAAUGGAAUGUGAAAAGGUCAUUCCACUCGGGCGGUCGGCGCUGGACAAGAUGACCAAGGACGAGUCCAUGAUAGCAGAGCUCGAGAGCUUGCGAUCGAUCAAGAACGCCAUGAGUUCGCUCGAAGCGCAGCUCGGAGGCAUGCGCCGCCUCCUCAUGUCGCUUUUGGAAAACGAAGAAGAUCUGCACAUGAUGUACUUGACAAAGGUGUGCGUCGUUGUCGCCUCCACCAUGCGAUUCUCGCAUUGUCAUUCGGUGGCUGUAGCUCGCCUGCGAUCCCCAACUCGUGCACGACUUGUUUAGCUACGACACUGAAGAUGUCGAGUCGUUCUUGGAAGUGUACCUGCAAGUACGUCGCUCGUGUGUUGUUCGGGCGCCCGUUCGUCGUG